Messenger RNA from Mercurialis annua (annual mercury), 1194 nucleotides. RefSeq lists its product as uncharacterized. Gene Ontology annotation, molecular function: mRNA binding. The record is from RefSeq and is a predicted model, not a curated record. Gene Ontology annotation, biological process: mRNA processing. The transcript is spliced from 4 exons. The coding region runs from base 79 to 1032 and encodes 317 amino acids. NCBI's taxonomy places the organism in Eukaryota, Viridiplantae, Streptophyta, Magnoliopsida, Malpighiales, Euphorbiaceae. Gene Ontology annotation, cellular component: exon-exon junction complex.
ACUAUACUGUAUACCAGUUUUCUCUCUUUUCAUCAGAAGCCAACAGUUAACAAUUCACUAUCUUGCUCUCACUAAAUCAUGUCUCGCCGAGAACGAGACGGCCGAGUUUCCGACUCGAGACGACACCGUUCUGGCCAUGACCGAGAUUCCAGUCCUAAGAGGUCUAGAAGGGACGGGAAGCCGGAAACGGAGAGAGUUCUUAGCAGUGCUAUCUUGAAUGUUGAAGAUGGUAACGAUAAGGAUCAAAAGCAUAGGCGGAGGUUACAUGACGUAUUGCCGCUGGAGGCUGAUUCCAAAGUAGAGUCUGGCGUUGUAAGUGAGGAUUCGGAGAAGAAAUUUGAUGGGCAGCGUGAAGGAACUAAGCGGGUUCUGGGUCCAACUGAUGUACCUCGGUCUCAAUCUUAUUUUCAGCACGACGAGCGUGGUAAUGCCGCGCAAGUUGGUCGAAGCUUUGGUCGGAGAGCAACAACUGAGCAUAGAUGGAGGGAUAUAAAGCAUGAACAAAAUGAAAGGGCCAUAAACAAGUCAUUUAGUCGCGAUCUACAGCAAAGAGAUGGGAGAUUACAAGCAAAGGAGGACAAUAACAGUGUCUGGCGUCACGAUGCGUAUUUCAAAAUGGAGGCCGAACCAACUCCUGUGAGGAAAAGACCUGCGUUUACAGAGAAAAAAGUCUCAGAGAAUGCUGAUAAAGCCGCUAUCGAAUCUGUGAGACCAAGUCAUUCUAAUCGUCCACCGGCAGGAAGUGAAAGAAGGGAUGAAAGAAAUCGUGAUACUCGAUAUUCUGACCGACUUGAGAGGCCAGCGUUUGGCGACAGGAGAGAAGCGCAGAGGGGCGGGCUUAGGGAACGAUAUAACAGUAUCGGUGGGAAUUACAGCGAAAGAGAGAGAUUUAAUGGAAGGCAAGGUUAUGGCAUUGGAGGUACUAGAGCAGAAAAAUGGAAACAUGAUAUGUUUGAUGAGAGUAACAAGAGUCCAACCACAAAGAAUGAAGAGGAUCAAAUUGCAAAAGUUGAGGCACUUUUGGCUUCAUAGUUUUUGCAAGGAUGGCCUAGUUCUUUUUAUUUGCCAAUGCACCAUAGUAAUUUUAGACUCUGAACUAUUUUGAGCACAUGAUUGUACUUUAAUUUUGGAAAGAUUGAGUGUACUCGAGACCAAAAAUUAAAUAAAAGGAACUUAUUUGUUAUUUGAAAUAAA